GAAGAAGAACAAGAGAGGGAAGUAAACGAAGAAGAAGCAAAAAAAGAAGAAGCAUGGCUGCUGAUAUGAGAUUGCCAACUAUUCAGAAACCAGUGUCGCUAACAUUUUCUGCUUUUGACCGAAAAGAUCUAGUCGUCCCGGGCGAUGUUAUCACUUCAGACACCGGCUUCAUGAGGGGACAUGGUACCUAUGUUGAUGAAGAGAAGCUGACUGCUUCAGUUGCUGGAGAGGUGCAGAGAGUAGACAAGCUGAUCUGUGUCAAACCACUAAAGACCAGAUUCAACGGUGAGGUUGGAGAUGUGGUGGUUGGCAGAAUCACAGAGGUACAACAGAAACGGUGGAAGGUGGAAACCAACUCCCGUCUGGACUCUGUUCUCUUGUUGUCAUCUGUCAAUCUGCCUGGAGGAGAGCUGAGGAGACGAUCUGCAGAAGAUGAGCUCACCAUGAGGGAAUACCUUCAGGAGGGCGAUCUCAUCAGUGCAGAGGUGCAGUCCGUCUUCUCAGAUGGAGCCCUAUCACUUCAUACCCGUAGUUUAAAGUAUGGAAAAUUGGGUCAGGGAGUGCUGGUACAGCUUUCUCCUUCUCUGAUCAAGAGGCAGAAAACACAUUUCCACAACCUGCCAUGUGGUGCAUCCAUGAUCCUCGGGAAUAACGGCUUUGUGUGGUUGUAUCCCACACCGGAACAACUGGAGGAGGAGGCCGGGGGCUUCUACACCAGCCUGGAGCCUGUCAGUGUGUCGGAUCGAGAAGUGAUUUCACGGUUGAGGAACUGUCUACUGGCUUUGGCUGCACAAAAGGUCCUUUUGUUUGACACCAGUGUUCUCUAUUGCUACGAAUCUUCAGUUCAUCACCAGGUCAAGGACAUCUUGAAGCCAGAGGUGAUGGAGGAGAUUGUAAUGUUGACGCAACAGAAGCUGUUGGAUCAGGAAGGUUAAAGUGCAUCAAUCCUGAUCAUGCAUCAAUGUCAGGGUCACCAGUGAGGACCGAUCUGGCCUUUUUUUCAAAGAACCAAUCUUGUUCUGCAUUUAAACAGCUCCACAUGUAUUUUAUGUAACAAAACAGAUGUUUGUUGUUUGACCGCUUAUGGAAAUGAUGGUUAUUUACUUUCUUUCUGAUUUCUUCAGUAUUCUGAAAUCACUAGAGCCACUGUUAUUACAUUCUACCAAGGUAUAGUGGAACCCUUUUGAUAAUGUUAUACAAAGAAUGUUGUAUGCAAUACAUUUUCUAUAAAUAUCAGCCCUUCUUGGUGUCGUGUAGUUUGUUGAUUAAGGAAGAAAGAGAAAGGGAAACAUGUCUUCAUAAGAGGUUUUAUUUGAUGUGUUUAUGCAAUCCUUUCCAAUUUGCAACAACCGUAAUGCAGUUGCAUACAUGCAGUUUAUCUUUAACAUUUUUAUUUUAUGUUUAUUAAGACUGUCAGCACUGACAUGUUACUAUUAAAUGCCGGAUUAACUAAACUGGGGGAAA
This is a messenger RNA of Notothenia coriiceps (black rockcod), 1464 nucleotides long. It is a transcript of the gene exosc2, whose product is annotated as exosome component 2. The record is from RefSeq and is a predicted model, not a curated record. NCBI's taxonomy places the organism in Eukaryota, Metazoa, Chordata, Actinopteri, Perciformes, Nototheniidae. The transcript has 9 exons. The coding region runs from base 54 to 935 and encodes 293 amino acids. Gene Ontology annotation, biological process: nuclear polyadenylation-dependent rRNA catabolic process; U4 snRNA 3'-end processing; exonucleolytic trimming to generate mature 3'-end of 5.8S rRNA from tricistronic rRNA transcript (SSU-rRNA, 5.8S rRNA, LSU-rRNA). Gene Ontology annotation, cellular component: nuclear exosome (RNase complex); cytoplasmic exosome (RNase complex). Gene Ontology annotation, molecular function: RNA binding.